AUGCACCGUCCGCAAAUAGAUUCCCGUCAGACUCAGCACAAUGCUCUCGACGAGGUGGUCAAGAGCACCGGCGAUGCUGGCCCAUCACCAUCCGUGAGGCAUGAGCCCAGCUCAAGACAGCUUUUACGCAUAGAAAAGACACCUGUGCCCUCUCCAUACCUAGCAAACAAGCACUCUCGACUAACAAUGCACCAAUUGGUUGCCAAAACGGCAACAACCGUCUUCCCCCUAGCAUCGCGAUCCUUUGUCGACAGAUUAAUAGUGUCGGCAGUGGAGAAUCUUCCGCUGUUAUAUGCACUCCUCGCCUGCUUUGGAAACCAUCACGCCCGUCGUACGAUAGCCUCUUCCUCCGAGUCCGAAGAAACGACUCUCACGUUCACAAACCAUGCUAUUGCCGGGCUAAGAGCUGCCUUGAAUAGCAAAACGAUGACAGCCGAAACUCUAAUGACGGCAAUGACCUUGUGCACUAAUGAUGUCUGCAAUGGAAACUUGGAUGUGUUCAGAAUCCAUCUAAAGGCAAUUCGCCAGAUGCUAUCGUCAUUCAUCAACACACUGCCGGCAGGCGAGAAGAGCCCAGACCAAGAUUUACUCAAUGUCUACUUGAUGAAAUGGUUUGCUGCCCUGGACGUUUCCGCGAGCUUGUCAUUGUUUUAUCAAAACCAACAGAACGACCAACAAAAAUUCCUCUCAUGGAACAACCACCAAUUUUUCAAUCCUUCAGAUGACGUCGUUGACGAUAUAUGUGGCUAUUCUUUGAAUCUAGUGCCAAUAUUCUCCAAAAUCGGAUGCUUGGCCCGAAUACAAUACGAAAGGUCAUCUACUAUUGUUGACCAAGAGAAAAACACGCAGAGUGCAUGUUCUCCUUUAGAUCUUACCGACCAGACCCAGUCACUUGAAACCCGGCUAGAGUCUCUCCCUUCUCCAAGAAUCUCAGUCGGAGUUUGGACCAGUCAGCAGCGCGAACUUGUUGAAGAGCUCCGAGAUACACACCCUGCUUUUGUCCAUACAGCUCUCCUGCAUCUACAUCGCCGAGUCCAGCUUCUUUCCAAAUGCCACCCCAAAGUGCGAAAAGACGUCACAAGCAUCUUGCGCGUGGUGAAGAAGGUGCGACCGUUUUCUCCAGCAAACGUUCUCCUGAUCUGGCCUCUUUUCAGUGCCGGUUGUGAGACGGAUAGCACAAGUGAGCGAGCUGUCAUCGAUGAAAGAAUGUCCAUCAUGCAGUCUCUUGGAAUGGGAAAUUUCACUAGAGGCCGCGAAGCUCUUCACAAAUAUUGGGAAUCAGGGACCUCACUCCGGUGGGAUGUCUUCUUGGCUCAGUCUGGCAUUGACUUGGUCUUGUUUUGA
Molecule: messenger RNA, 1344 nt
Organism: Talaromyces rugulosus
Lineage: Eukaryota; Fungi; Ascomycota; Eurotiomycetes; Eurotiales; Trichocomaceae
Exons: 1
Coding region: 1-1344 (447 amino acids)
Biological process (GO): positive regulation of transcription by RNA polymerase II
Cellular component (GO): nucleus
Molecular function (GO): transcription cis-regulatory region binding; DNA-binding transcription factor activity
Source: RefSeq, a predicted model, not a curated record